AUUUUAAAAAAACUCAGAUUCUUAAAAAUGCUUUUGGUAAAACAAAACAGUAUUCAUAUACACUUUCAACAUUAGAAUAUCUUAUUAAAAAAACAGCAGUAUUUCUUAUUUAUCAUUUUCAAAAAGUAUUUGCUAUACAAGAUCAAAGCUAUUUUAUUAAACAAAAAUGUUAUCCUCUUUAUAAAUUGGCUACUCUUGAUACAAUUGUUGAUAUUAAAUGUUUAUCUGCUAGGUUUAAUACAACAUAUCCACCUUUGCCCAAUAAUUGUGAUUUUU
Dentiscutata erythropus is the source of this 276-nucleotide messenger RNA. The record is from the annotation of a GenBank genome assembly. NCBI's taxonomy places the organism in Eukaryota, Fungi, Glomeromycota, Glomeromycetes, Diversisporales, Gigasporaceae.